This is a messenger RNA of Malurus melanocephalus (red-backed fairy wren), 4947 nucleotides long. RefSeq names its product beta-1,3-galactosyltransferase 1 (gene B3GALT1). Gene Ontology annotation, molecular function: N-acetyl-beta-D-glucosaminide beta-(1,3)-galactosyltransferase activity. The record is from RefSeq and is a predicted model, not a curated record. Gene Ontology annotation, cellular component: membrane. The transcript has 2 exons. Lineage: Eukaryota; Metazoa; Chordata; Aves; Passeriformes; Maluridae. The coding region runs from base 380 to 1360 and encodes 326 amino acids.
UCGUGAUUUAUCUUAUGUGGUACACCCAUKAUGUUUGUUCAUGAAAAGACUGGUKGGGGGGAGAGGAAGGAAGUCCAUAAGAAUAACUGAACUGUGUUAAUUUAUUUUUAGACUUUUAUGGAGUCUACUCGAGCCCUGAUCUUUACAUGGAAAUAACAGAAAAUUCCAAGAAAUGGAAGCCGCUGCUAGUAAAAGAAGAAAAGCUGAGUAUCAUCAGGGUUAAUAGCUCCUAUUUGAGAUCCAUGAAUGAUUACAGAGUUACUUUCCUAUAUCGAACUUUCAAGUUCCAUUAAUAAUAUGCUGCCUCUCCAGGACACAGGUGCACUCAUGGAACAAAGGCUAUUUAUUCAUCACAUGGAAUAGAAGAGCUAGAGGAACAAUGGCUUCAAAGGUCUCAUGCUUAUACAUUUUGACAGUAGUUUGUUGGGCAAGCGCUCUUUGGUACUUAAGUAUAACUCGUCCUACUUCUUCCUACACAGGCCACAGACAGGUCAGUAGUAUAUCCAUAGCCAGAAAAAACGUUUCCUUYGGCAACAUAAGAACUCGACCUAUAAAUCCACAUUCCUUUGACUUCCUUAUCAAUGAGCCCAACAAAUGUGAGAAGAGCGCCCCAUUCUUGGUCAUUCUUAUCAGUACAACUCAUAAAGAGUUUGAUGCAAGGCAAGCCAUUCGAGAAACGUGGGGAGAUGAAAACAACUUUAAAGGAAUUAAAAUCGCCACAAUAUUUCUUCUUGGAAAAAAUUCAGAUCCUGUGUUAAAUCAAAUGGUAGAGCAAGAAAGCCAAAUUUUUCAUGACAUUAUUGUGGAGGAUUUUAUUGACUCUUACCAUAACCUCACUCUGAAAACAUUGAUGGGGAUGAGGUGGGUAGCAACAUUUUGUUCAAAAGCAAAGUACGUUAUGAAAACAGACAGUGAUAUUUUUGUAAAUAUGGACAAUCUUAUUUAUAAGCUGCUCAAACCUAACACCAAGCCAAGGAGAAGGUACUUCACUGGCUAUGUUAUAAACGGAGGACCAAUACGAGAUGUUCGCAGCAAGUGGUACAUGCCCAGAGAUUUGUAUCCCGACAGCAAUUACCCUCCCUUCUGUUCAGGCACUGGCUACAUUUUUUCAGCUGAUGUAGCAGAAAUGAUUUACAAAACCUCCCUUCAUACCAGACUUCUUCAUCUUGAAGAUGUGUACGUUGGACUAUGCCUUCGGAAACUGGGCAUUCACCCCUUCCAAAACAGUGGCUUCAAUCACUGGAAAAUGGCCUACAGCUUGUGCAGGUACCGCAGAGUGAUCACUGUGCACCAGAUAACACCAGAAGAAAUGCACAGAAUUUGGAAUGAUAUGACCAGCAAGAAACAUCUUAGAUGUUAAAAUUUUUACAGAUGUAAAUACCUUUUUUAAAAAUUUUGGUUGAGUUUGGUUAUUUUUUGACAAAGUGAUCUGCUGAUUUACAGGUUAAACUGUGGGAUAUUAACUGUGAGAGGAUUUUUAAUGACUGAUUUUUCAUUCUCGCUUUGACUACUGGUUUACAAACUUCAGGCUCUUUUUCAUAAGGACAUUAUGCCAACUGAAAGAAUCUAGAGUGAAAUCUCGGAUUUUGUAUAUUAUCAUCUAUUGCACAUAUCAGUUCUUGCAUCUGUGUGUAAAAGGACAGUAAUAAACUAAUUUGAGCUGCUUAACAACUCACACCCCAGCCUCUGAGAUAAGACUCAGGCCCUGAGAAAUGAAGAACUACUAAUACACAAAAGUGUUCUUCUUUUGACACCCUACAACAGUCUCUAUUUAGAGCCUAAUAAAUUUAGGCAGCAUACAUUUGCACUGAGCGUAUAUACCUACUCUGGCGUGUAUUUUAUAGUACAAUGUGUGCAAGUCCCAAAUAGCUUACUAAUGGUGUAAUAGCAGAAUUUAGACAGGUAAGAACAUCAGAGUUUCAUUGGCCUUAGAAACCAACCCACACACUGAAAUACAUUUUCAUUCACCAAAUGGUGUUUUCUUUGAAUUAUUUCAGAAUAACCCGUUUUUUACACUUCCUACAAUAGUUAAAUAAAAUAUGUAACRCAAUUUACAAAUUAAGUAGAAGCUGUAGGCAAAAUAAGAUGGGGAGAGGUAUGAAAAACUAUCUUAAAAAUAUAUGAGAAAAGCAUUAAUAUCUUAAUUUCAAAGCAAGGCAAUGUCUGUCACUAGUAUCAAUGGAUUCUCUGUUAAACAUCUUGAAUAGCAAUAUAUAAUGAUACUAAAUGCUGCAAGUAUCAAUAAGCAGCAUAUUUCUUCAACAUCAGUCAGUGCACUAUUUACCUAAAAAAAAAAGUAAAACAAAAGCAGCUUUUUACGGGUAAGCUUUACUUUUUGCUGCAGUGCAUAUAGGAACAAGAGUCUAAUGGUGUAGAAAAGAAUAUAGUCCAAUGAAAGAAUUCAAUCAAUUUUCUCUUGAUUGGGCAAGAAUACAUAACAGUUAAGUAUAAAUUUCAUAGYCAAAUAGUGGGCUUUUAAAGAAAUACUUAAAACCCCCCAGGUUCUCAGCUUUUUAAAAAAACUUUUAAAGCUCUUGGUUUACUCAUCACAGUCAACACAUACAGAGAUCCCACUCAGUAGAUCCCCUGGACAAGCAACAGAAAUCCARUACACAAGAUUUAUUCAAGUUUCAUAAUGUGCUUGUGUGUGUUUUGAAUAUGAAUGUUUACGAAACGUCACGCAAACUCUUCAAUAAAUUAAGGCCAUUUCUAUUCAGCACCGCCUUAUAACAAAGAGGUGAAAUAUUAUAAUGCUCAGCAAAUAACUUGGAAUGAAAAACUCACACACAAGUUACAAAACCCCAAAACUCACCAAGUAUAUUAUUAGCUGUAGAUUACUCAUGCUGUCCUCAGCACACACAGUCUCACUCAUUGCAGCUGGCAUUAUGUGCAACACAUGCAAAACUGUUAAGUCUGURUGUUAUUCAGGAUGUUUAAAAAAUUGUCAGAAAUAACUGAAUAAGGAAACAGGAAAACUUAGACCUUAUUUUGCCAUAGGUGUACACAGCACUUUAAACAGUAACAGAGAAAUGAAGAUGUGAUCCCCUAAACAGUUUGGAGUUUCAUGGCAAAUUGUUAGUCUUGUUCACAGAUGCAGCAGUAUCCUUUCAAAAAAAACUAUAUGCAAAUAAGGUAAAGUGUAUCUGGCCUUUAAGUCACUAGCAGGAGCCUUCUCAAGGAAAAACAUUUGAGAUUUAAAAGUGAAGCUCCACAACAGACAGCCCAGGAGUUACUGUUAGCAGCAGCUUGUGUACCCUUCAUAAAUAAUACGACGCAAAACAAAACCCUAUAAUUUUUAUAAAAAUGCCAAAUUUGUUGCAGUGUAAUUAUGAUUCCCUAGUUGAUCUAGUCCAUGUUAAAGUUGCUCUGUCCUAUCAAACUCAGAACUCCCAACAUACAACUGCACUAAUUGCRUAAGUGAAUAUACAACACGCUGAUUGGGUGAAUUUGAGAUUUCCUUAUAUAAGUCCCACAAUAUGCUUGGUUUUGAAUGGAAAUGAGGGUAGAAUUCAUCCCCAGCCCUUGGGUAAAUCAGACAGCACAGGUACCAUCCUACCAGAGACACAGCUUGUAAUGGUUUGAACUCACAGGCUGCAAUCACUUCUACUAUCCCUCUGCACUGUGCAGUAAUUUGGGGGUUCUGAAUCACAAGCAAAUGGAUUUGGUUGCCUUAUUUCUGCUGAUACUUCUGUGGCCUUUGGUUAGUAACCAGGAGGACAGCAGGGCUCCCAAUCCAGAUACCUCAGGGCUCAAGCAGCAUGGUAGCCUUGAAUUUCUCCUAGUACAAGUAGACUGCAUUAAUAAUUACAAGGUACACCUUGAAAAUAGUAUCUGAAAAAAUAUAUUUCCUGCCAUUUAUAAAUAGAUAGACCUUCAACAGAAAUGUAAAUGCUCAUCUUGAAACUGAUGUACAUAUUUCUAAGGCAUUUUCUUCUGUAUUCAGCUGUAUAUAUGUGUAAGUCUGCUUGCUAUGUAGCAUUCUGUUAUGCAUGGAGCUGAGUGAGGCAUUAUAUUUGUCCAGUGUUUCAAGAGCCUUAAGCAUGUGUGCCCUAACUUUUGAAUGUACAAGAGACUUUUUCUUUUGCUGUCAAGUGAAUUUAAAAAAAAACACAACAAAAGCCUAAUUUUCUACUUCUAUUAAUUUUCUGGUAUUAGACUUCACUAGCUCGUUACACUUAGGUUUAUUAUUUUCUCUUUGAGCAGAAAUUUUAGUAUUGGAACCUGGAUAUAGAAAGGUAACAAUACAUCUACUCAUAGGGACAGUUGUCCCUUCCACUCAGUUGUAUUUGUGCCAUGUGGGCUCCUGAUAAGAAACCAGUUUUCAACAGACUUCCUUAAAUCAAAAAAAAUAUUUACAUUAUUUAAAGGUCAUUUUGUUUCAUUUAGGCAUGGGACAAAUGACAACUUGGUUAAACAUGCUGGCUUCUAGUCACUUCAAAAGUGUAACUGUCAUAUUUUGAUUCCAAAAUGUACAUGAACAAAGCACAUUGAGUGAAGCAGCUGGGGGGAAGUGCCUCUCUUUAGGAGGAAUUUUUCCACAAAAGCAUUUUUUUCUUUUUUUAUUUUGCUAAAACCAUGAGAGUUUUUAAACAGAAGUCUCAAAGUUGAUUUUUCACAUUUCCUAAUAAUAAUGUUAAGCAUCAAUUUUGAGGAUUUUUUUGUCGUUAUAAUGUAGAUGGUAAUGGCAAUUUGUAAAUGAAGAGUGUAAUUAACUAGAAAAGCUUGUCAACAGUAACCGAACUUUAGGUGUAUCAUUAUAUAUGACUGGCUGUAUUUAUUUGUCUAAAUUGUAUAUAUUGUUUUAUCUAUAGUGUCUGUAGGAGUGCAUUCUUUUAGAUUAAUGUAUUAUUUCCAGUUUUGUGGGAUUGCCAGCAAAGCUGCUAAUCAAGAUACUAUUUUUUUUGUAUCCAUGUCAAAUAAUAAAAAAAAAAACCAAAAAAAACCAAA